Molecule: messenger RNA, 2965 nt
Organism: Vitrella brassicaformis
Lineage: Eukaryota; Vitrellaceae
Source: the annotation of a GenBank genome assembly
AUGUUCCUUAAAACGGCGACAGACUUCAGAAAUGGCGCAUCUUUCGAGGAAGGCUCUGCCACUAGGCAACCCCUCCUCAAUCCGCAACAACCAUCGGGGCUCACGCCUGACAACACAAAGGAAAGGAGAUUGGCACCGAGGAAUGAGUGAUGUGGUUCUUUCAGGAACGAUUGUUGUGCGUUUCGUGUAUGCAGGGACGGUGGUGAGAAUUGCAGCUCUCACAAACCACUGGCCCUUUGCAACACGGCCCACUCUUCAGCAGUAGCCUCGUCUUCCCACCUCACCGUGUCUCACUUGGGUGAGAUGAGAUACAAGCCACAACUCCUCAAUGGGCGGAUGGAUGUAUGACAUUUCCGCAGCAAACAAGCCUCGCGUGUUGCCAAACGAGCCACUGCUCACGUAGAGUUGCAAAACACAGGCAUCUCAGCUGAUGCCUGAUUGUAUGUGAUGUGUGUGGUCCGACAAACGCAUGGUCAGGCCCCUGCUGCUGAGGCGUGAAAAGCUGGAGAGGCAGGCGAAGCUGCUGGGUACUCAUGAAUAUAUCGGAUGAAUGGAUGGAUGUGCUGCAAGAUGCUGCUUCGGCGCUGCAGGUCUGUGUGACGAUGAGUGGGACAGAUUCCACGACUGCUCCACACCGAAAUUGCUGAGAUGCCUCGAAAUCAAGGUAAUGUGUACAUGCUAACACGUGCACAGUGCGACGCUCUGUGCUUCUAUUAGGAGUAUCGUCGUCGGCAGGCGGCGGCACUCCGCAUUCAGAGCAGAUGGCGCACUUUUAGGGUCAGCCAGUGCAUGUGUGUCUCUCCUGGACUUGUGUCUCUGUCGACGAAUGUGCACGUGUGUGUCAUCUCCGUAUGUGUGGGUGUGGCUGCAGUGGUGUGUCAAUUACUACUGGGUGGUGAGACGGUAUCACGACGCCCAGCGGCGGAUAGUCGCAUACUGGCGCUUCUACAGCAGAUACAAGAAACCAAGGUGCGUCUGCCACAAGUUUUGCAAGCAAGGACUGUCACCUCAUGCUUCCCCUUGCGUCUUCUCAAUUCAGGUUUCAUCGCAUGUUGCGCCAGCUCACAGAAAAAUGGGCGAACAGAAGGAUCAAAGAUGUAAGUCGAAGGCACCUGUAUGUGACCGCUUCGACGGUCAUGUAUGUCUCUUUUGGUUCAUGUUGGUCUAUAGGCUGUCUUCGGCGUCACCCAUAAGAAGCGAGUGCUCCGGGAGAUGAGAUUUCAGAAGUGAGCGGGAGACGGUGGCGCCACGCCAUUCAUGACACGGCUCGUGGUUAAUGCAGGCUUGACCCGAUUCUGCAGCCGUUCGAGAAGCUGAAGCGGGACAAUGAGUACAGGGCGGCCUGCGCCAUCCAACGCCUUUAUUUGCGACACUACUUCCAGCACGGCCAAAGGACUGGUCAGCAAAUGAUCCACAGACGACCAACAAAUCACUCCAUUUCUUUCUCACGCUUCCCCAGGCUUCUUUCGCCUGAGGGCUGCCCUGCUCAUCCAGCGGGCCUACAGAGAGCACCGCAGAAGAGUGAGCGAACAGCACGCUCAUGCACCCGCACAGAUUUUUGUAUGAUUGUUCGUUGUGUCUCUGUCAGAGGAAGCUAGCCAUGAGAAGGAGACUGAAGCGCGCACACACAUCCGGAAGUAAGAAGAGACACGUGCUCCCAUCCCCCUCGCUCUCAUUGUGCCGUGUGCAGUGGAGAAGCUCCGAAGAGUCACAAGGGGCGUUCGACACAUAUUCUCCCUGACCAAAGCGCCCGUGGCCAACAACACCUCUGCAGUGCUCAUCCGCAGCACCUCAUCGCGACGAACACGCAUCAGCCUGCCGAGCAGCAGCAACCUGCAGGGAGAAGGUGAAGGAAAUGACCAAGAGCACGCCGAUGGGGAGAGAGUGGGUGGGGACGUGGAGGCUGGUCUGCUGGGUCGCUCGAUGAGCCGUGGCAGCCUGCGGACCUCCGUCAAGGUGCUGUAUGAGCCUGCCGUCGUUGAGAAGGUUAGAGAUAGGCAGGCACAGUAUUAUGACAGCCUCCUGCAGCCCGUCACCACUGCCCGAAGAGCCACGUAAGUGAGUGAGUGAGUGAGACAUGAAUACGCCAGCCAGCUGCGAGACAUCACGCUGUUUGUCCUUCCCUCCCUCCCUCCCUUCAGUGUGGCUGGUGGCACGAGUCGCUUCUCUCUCUCCCGCCACAGCGCCCUGAUGGCAUCAAUCAGCCUCCAUCCCCGCCGCGCGUCAAAGCAGCCCCCAACAGUACACGCCUCCACGCCCCGAGGACAGACACGGAUGGUCAAGAGGGCCAGCUGCACGCCGAAGCCGAGACGCCGAAAUGCUCGCUCGUCCGUGCGGCAGGCGAGGGCGUCUGCUUCGGGCCACCAUCAGCAGCCGCCAGAGGAGCAUGCAAACAAGGCGGAAGAGGCGCCUCAGCCGACGGCAGGCAAGCCGUCUCUUCUGGUGUGUCUGGCUGAGCAGCCGAAGGAGGUCAGGAUGCGCGAGGCGAGGCAGCAGCAGGGGCAGAAGGCUGCGUCACUCGCCGCACUCCCCCCGUCCGCUGCCCUGCACAAGCCCAAGCCACACCGCACAAGAACCAUGCACUAUCGAGGCUCGCUGGACAGUAGUCGCACGAGCAUUCUCAAGCACACCAGCAGAAGACCCGGGAGGAUGAGAAACGGCCUCCGCCGCCUGUCGUCCGCGAGGAUUGCUGCCAUCAAGUCGGCACUCUUGGGUGGUCAGCAGCUGUUGUUCGAGGACGAUUUGUAUGUGAUGAUGGAGGAAGACAAACAGGGCAGGGAGAGACCCAAGGCCAACCGUUCGCUGACUUUGCCCAACCUGGGCAAAUGCGGCGAAGCCGAUAGUGAGACGGGAUCCGUUGAGGACGGCGCUUGAUGCAUACGCAUUCGUUUGAUCUGCAUGCGCUAAGUAAGUAUUUGCUGGUCUGUGAAUGCAGCGACUUGCGUGCCAAAGGGCACUGUCGUUC